Messenger RNA from Rhinichthys klamathensis goyatoka, 1610 nucleotides. RefSeq names its product ring finger protein 150a (gene rnf150a). Bases 255 to 1547 code for a protein of 430 amino acids. The transcript has 7 exons. The record is from RefSeq and is a predicted model, not a curated record. Lineage: Eukaryota; Metazoa; Chordata; Actinopteri; Cypriniformes; Leuciscidae.
CUGGCAACCUCGAUGUCCGUCACACAGGCGCAAAUGCUGCUGGGUGAAUUGACAUGAUGGUGGACUGCAUCUAUAAGCUACUUUUAAAGGACGACGGCGUUGGACAGAGAGAUGUUUCGAUCUGACGGCCCUCUAGUUGUGUUGUGGGGUUGCAAAGUGAUGCCGCACUCAAGAAUCAUCAUAUACUGAAAAAGAAGUGGGAUAAAGACGUUCCCCAGCUUGAAAACGGCUUGUUUGGGAUCAUUUCUGAAAACAUGGCAAUGUCCCUAAACCAAGCCUGCAGGAGUCUUGCCCUGUCUACGUGGCUGCUGUCCUUUUGCUUCGUGCAUUUGCUGUGUUUGGACUUCACAGUGGCAGAGAAAGAGGAAUGGUACACUGCUUUCGUCAACAUCACUUACCUGGACCCGGUGACAUCUCAAAUGAAGACAGACAAGAGUGAAUGUGGCAGAUAUGGGGAGCACUCUCCUAAAAGAGAUGCCAGGGGGUUUGUGUUUAUGCCAUCUCAUCUGCUGGACAGACAGGCAUGUGACAGUAACACUAAAUUUGCCCUUCCCCAUCCCAACAUCCCGUGGAUAGCACUGAUAUCCAGAGGAAACUGUACCUACAGGGAGAAGAUCCGACAUGCUGCUGCUCUCAAUGCAUCUGCUGUGGUCAUUUUCAAUGUGGGCUUCAGCAACUCUAAUGACACCAUUACUAUGCCACAUCACGGUACGGGCGAUGUGGUGGCGAUCAUGAUUCCCGAGCCUAAAGGCCGUGAGAUCGUGGCCCUGUUGGAGAAGAACGUAACGGUGGCCAUGCACAUCAGCAUCGGCACGAGGAACCUGCAGAAGUACGUGAGCCGCACCUCUGUGGUGUUCGUCUCCAUCUCCUUCAUCGUCCUGAUGAUCAUCUCUCUCGCGUGGCUGGUCUUCUACUACAUCCAGAGGUUUCGCUACGCCAACGCCCGAGACCGCAACCAGAGGCGACUGGGUGACGCUGCGAAAAAGGCCUUAAGCAAGUUACAAGUACGGACCAUCAGGAAGGGGGACAAGGAAACCGAGUCGGACUUUGACAACUGCGCAGUGUGUAUCGAAGACUACAAACCUAAUGACGUCGUCAGGAUUCUGCCGUGUCGUCACGUCUUCCAUAAGACCUGUGUGGACCCUUGGCUUCAGGACCACAGAACCUGUCCCAUGUGCAAAAUGAACAUCCUUAAAGCCCUGGGCAUCCCGCCCAAUACAGACUGUUCUGAUGACAUGCCUCCUGAUUAUGAGAUGUCCAUCAGCGGGCCGCCCACCAAUCUUGUGACGGGGGCGAGUGAGGUCUCCGUGGGCGAGAGCUCGGUGGUCCUGGACCCAGCGCUCAGAACAACGGGCCUGUCACACAUUUACCUCGAGAUGGACUCGUUCCCGUUCCCGCCGGCCGGAGAGAGCCACCACAUCGCCAGCAGUGAGCACCAGCCCUCCAUGAGCAACGAUUCAGACACCUCACUCAUCAUGCCAGUGGAGCUCGUCCCGUCCGAGGUAGAGCUCCAGUCCGAUCCAGAGCAGGACGAUGUGAAGUCCUGAAGAUUACUGAAGCCUCUUGGUGCCAUGAACGGAGCAGGAAUGCAGCGGGACGGUAAAAGAGCA